AUUUUACGUUCGCAAAAGAUCCUAGAACAUUGGGAUUUCAUUUCGACAGCGAGAGCAUCUCCAUGAACGAAAGGAAUCGAUGAGACAUUUUCGUCGUCAAUUGUGUGAAGUGCGAUACAAAAACGGUGUGAACUUAACGUGACGAUUAGUCUUCUGCCUUCUGUUUUGAACCUGUUUUGAUUGAGAACAGUACUUGAAACAACAAUGACGGAAGAGAAAGGUCUGACGCAGGAAUACAAGCUCGAACCUGACUGCGAGCUACGGUUCGAACUUGAACAAAAGAAUGAAAAAGUUACAUUAGAGCUGAAAAGCGGUCUUGCCGAAGUGUUUGGUACAGAACUAGUUAAAGGGAAAAAAUACGAAUUCUCUGCGGGUGCAAAACUCGCAGUGUUCACAUGGCAAGGAUGCGUCUUAGAACUGGUAGGAAAGACAGAUGUGAUCUACGUGGCCAAAGAGACGCCAAUGGGUGUUUAUCUCAACUGCCAUGCAGCGAUGGAGCGAAUGCGUGAAACAGCAGAAAAAGAAGAUACAGUUGGACCUAUAACAAUGGUAGUAGGGCCCGGAGAUGUAGGAAAAUCCACUUUCUGCAGACUGUUGCUAAAUUAUGCAGUUCGAAUGGGGCGAAGACCUGUUUUCGUUGAUCUCGACGUCGGUCAAGGUGACAUAGCAAUACCUGGAACAGUCGGAGCUUUAUUAGUAGAAAGACCGGCAAACAUUGUCGAAGGAUUUAGUCAACAAGCCCCGCUUGUCUUUCACUUUGGUCACUCCAGUCCCAGCGCAAAUACUGCGCUGUACAAUCUUUUAGUUUCACGAUUGGCUGAAGUAUGUUCUGACAGACUUCAAGCCAACAAGAAAGCUAAGGCCUCAGGAAUCGUUAUAAACACUUGCGGCUGGAUCAAGGGUGCUGGUUAUAAACUACUGACUCAUGCUGCACAGGCUUUUGAAGUUGACGCGAUUUUAGUGCUCGAUCAGGAGCGUCUCUAUAAUGAGCUAGUCAGAGAUAUGCCAGACUUUGUGAAGGUCGUUUUUCUCCCCAAAAGCGGCGGUGUUGUUGAGAGGAGUAAAUCCUUAAGGACUGAAUCGCGGGACAAAAGAGUUCGCGAGUACUUCUACGGCUUUCGAACUCCGCUCUACCCUCAUAGCUUUGAAGUCAAAUGGAGUGAAGCAAGGCUCUACAAGGUGGGAGCUCCGAUGUUACCAGCGUCAUGUAUGCCUCUAGGAAUGAAAGCAGAAGAUAAUUUGACAAAACUGGUAGCCGUUAGCCCAGGUCCAAGUUUGCUGCAUCACUUACUCUCAGUCUCAUUUGCUGAUUCCCCUGAAGAUGACGUUGUACAAACCAAUGUGGCAGGCUUCGUAUGCGUAACUAACGUUGAUGUCGAGAGGCAAACUUUUAUGGUUUUGAGUCCACAACCAAGGCCGCUACCAAACACCGUCCUCCUUCUGUCUGAUAUACAAUUUAUGGAUAGCCAUUAAGCCAUUGAGGGAAUUUUACACGUGUAUAAACGCAACUGAAUAUUUUUACCAUACAAAAAUAUAUAUAUUUUUAUAGGUGACAGAACAAAUGAAUUUGAAGAUAUUUGAAACUUAUAUUGUGCAAAUGAUUUUAUUGUUUACCACAGUCCUAAAAUCAUUAGGAUGGUACAAUCUGGCUAAUGGAGUAAUAUUAUUAGAGCUAAAUUAUAAAUAGUUAAGUGAUACUAUUAAUUGUGAGCAAUAUUUGAUUUGUAUUAAUUAGCUCCAUUUAGUAUUUUUAAGGCACCUUCCUCACUCUUGGAGUAAAAACUCAUGCAACUGAGUACUAAUCGCUCAGCAAAUGCCCUGAGCAAAUUCUGCAGACAGCAGCCUCUGAUUGCAACUGAGAACUUCUUAAAAAGCUCACUUUUAUUUCCUCCAAAAAAUUAUCUAUUUCGUUAUAUAUGUCCUCAAUUAUCUCACGUGCAGUAUCGAAGAAAAACUCUGCUAAAUUAUCACAGCGAUCCAUGUGACUAGCAUCUAUGCCUAAAUCUGCAAACAGAUUCUCGACUUUUGGUCUCACAUACCCAAUCCAAAUAUCGUACAUUAAUUUAUCCAUUGACUCCUUUGCAAAUUCUUUGCUUUUUCUAAGAAUAUGUUGCGCAAUGUUUGCGAGAUUCGUAAUUAAAUUCGUACAUCCAAUGUCACUAAAGUUCUGCAUGUCAAUUACAAGCUUUCCAAUAUAAUUCAUGCUUUCAAAAGAUAUCGGAAAUGAUGCAUAGUACGUGAAAGGUUUAAAACUUUCUCUAAUCAAGCCAAGUUGCCUUACAUAGUUCGCCACUGGCAUUCUAUUUGGAGAUGGUAUGGUACUCCGUGAUACAUGAAAAGGGUCUACAGCUCUCACAGUAUUGACUCUUACUUGCUGUGUUUGCUGAGAUAAAUCAAUGGGAUCAAAUUUUACAUUGUGAUUGAUCAUAGCAUGACCAUCUUUGAACGUAACUUCAGCAUUCGACGACCUAAAUACUUUAUUGUUUCUAACAA
Neodiprion virginianus is the source of this 2493-nucleotide messenger RNA. It is a transcript of the gene cbc, whose product is annotated as protein CLP1 homolog. Gene Ontology annotation, molecular function: polynucleotide 5'-hydroxyl-kinase activity. NCBI's taxonomy places the organism in Eukaryota, Metazoa, Arthropoda, Insecta, Hymenoptera, Diprionidae. Gene Ontology annotation, cellular component: nucleus; mRNA cleavage factor complex. Gene Ontology annotation, biological process: tRNA splicing, via endonucleolytic cleavage and ligation. The transcript has 3 exons. The record is from RefSeq and is a predicted model, not a curated record. The coding region runs from base 205 to 1473 and encodes 422 amino acids.